AUGCAAAAAAAGUAUCAGAACGUGAUUACUUUAUUUUUAACAGCUACCAUAUUGGUUCGCUUGACAAAGUCUACAACAAGUAUACCACUCCAACCCUUAUCCUCAUCUUUAUCUCGGCCUCUAUCUCCAGCUCCACCACCUCCACCUCCACCUCCACCUUCAUCUCCACCUCCACCUCCACCACCUCCACCUUCAUCUUUACUACUACCUGUUCCUGGUUUUCCACCAUCAUUUAAUAAUGGAGAUACUUUAUCUUUAUUUCAACCAAUACAUGGAGUUCCUUCAGAUAAAAACUCUAUUGACAAAAAUAUUAAUAUAGAUAUUUCUUGUGUAGAUUGUCCUUUAAAAUACAUAGAUGCAAUUGAAGAAGAUAUACCAGAAUAUGCUGACUAUUAUGGUAUCGAUGUUAUCCCAGAUACGGUGAAAUUUAAAUUAAAAGGAACAAUACCACCCGAUAUUAUAUCAUUCAGAUCACCUCAAGAAAUAAUUAGCGAGAAAAAAGUUAUAGAAAUAGAUAAAAAUAAAGAUAAAUCUCUUGAAUUACCAAUAGGUCCACCAAUUCCAGGUACAGAAAAUGGUUUAGUAAAAGUGGCCCAAAAAGUCAUCACAACUAGUCCAGUUAAAAGACCACAAACAAGACAAGAUGAAUGGGAAUGUAUUGUAUCUCAAGUUAAAAGAGAUUCGAAGGGCUGGGUUUUAGAAAAGGGGAUUACCAGAUAUAAAAAUAUUCCAACUUUUGCUGAAGUUGACCAGAGUUUAAUACCCCUGAGUGGAGAUGCAAAGACCUUGUAUCAGAACUGUAUACAAGUACUUAAGUUAUUAGAAGAUAAGUCAAUAAUAAGUCCUCCUUCCGAAGAAAAAAUUGAGGCGGAUUUUCUAAGGACAACAUUUUGUAUUGCAGCAGCAGUUCAUUGCUAUGCUGAGAGUGCAGUAAGUGAUCCUAAUUUGCAAAUUUAUUGGAAUAAAGAAGUUCGUUUACAGACUGAUUUAUUAAUCUCAAAGGAUCCAAAUUCUGAGCUAUUUGAUAUUGCUGGAAAGAGUUUAGCUGUAAAGAGCAAUAAAGUAUCUAAAAUAGGAUUAGAGAACUCAAUAAACUUUUUUCCAUUGAAAUUACCCAAUAUGGAUUUUGCAUUCGCAUCAACCCAGUUGGAAGUUCAUCCAGGAAAGCUAAAAACUAGAAUAAAACCUUCAGAAGCAGAGUAUCAAGGAGGAUAUUUAAAUGCUCCAUUGAAACCAACUGGUGACUUAGUAGUAGAAGAUUCUGAAUUAUGGACUAUGUGGCGUGCAAUAGUAACUCAAAGAGAGAGAGAUAUAAAUAUGAGUUUAAAGAGAUUUAGUAAAUUCAGUACUGAUUUUCCAGUUAAACUAAAUAAAUCUAUUAAGCCAAGAAAGCUAUCUGAACUUAAGGCUCUCUGUGUGGAUAUUAUUGAAGAUGGAAUGAAUAAAUCUCCCCCAUUAUACCAGCUACUUCCAAUGGCAUUACCGAAAAAAACUGAAGUUAUUGAUGAAUUUUGUCAAUAUGCAGCAGACUUCUACAUUGGUAAUCGUCAAUGGCACACGAUAUUUAAAAUGUAUAGAGAAAGUUUGACUCCAAUAAGUGGGUUGCCAUAUUUCCGACCAUAUUCACCCUUCAGAUAUUUUGCAGGUGAAACAAUGAUGGAUAUGCGUUUAAAUUGCUGUGCUGUAAUAUAUGACUUAUAUUUGAGCCAAGCAUUUAAAGAUUUAUCGUUUAGUCGACAUUCUUCCCCUUUUAAAGUUCUCAGCAAUACAGAGAAAAGUAAUUUAGAAAUUUUUUGUCAUAAAGCUUCUGAAAUGUACUUUAAUAAUAUGAAACUAAUAACUCAACCAUUAGUUCCACUCAAAAGUGAUGAUUAUUUUGAUUUCUCAAGAUAUAAAUCAAGAGUAUCUAAUUAUAAGACUAGAAACUACCAAUCUGUAGUAUAUGAUGGACUGCAAAAUCUAGAAAAUAUUCCAGGUCACUUUUCAAUAGGAGCUUUGGAUCCAUCAUAUGAUUAUACACCAAGAUUCCCAGAUAUUGAACCAUCAUUAGUGUGUCAUCUUCAAUGGAGAGCAAUCAUAGAUCAAAAUCAGGAAGAUUUAAAACAAAAUAUCGAAACUCCUCUGCAUCUUCCUGAAGAAGUACCUAAAGAAUGGAAUAUGCCCCAAUUUUCAGUAGACACAUUUAGAAUAGUAUGUUUUCGUAUAAUCCGUAAACUAUAUCAUUCGGGUUAUAUAUCAUUUCAAGCUAUGAUUUUAUCUUCUGAAAGAGGGAGCUCAGAUUAUAAAAGUGAAGAAAUAUUGGGAAAUUUUUGCAAAGCCGCAUCUAAACGUUAUUUUGAAAAUUUUGAUGAGUAUACUUUAGAAUAUAACCUAAAAUUGCAAACUGAUGUAUUUUCUCAAUGGAAUGCAAUUAUAGAAACUAUUAUAGCACGUCAUAGAACUGAUAAACAUUCCAAUAUAUAUUGGAUCUAUCCAAUACAUCCUAAAGACUUUGAAAAGUCUAUGGUUAGACAUAAAACAUCUGUAGUUUCGAAUGAAAAAUAUGAUAAUAUUACUGAUGAAGCCUUUGGAUUUGAGGAUAAGUGUGUUGAAGCAUUAACUUAUUACUACAAUCAAAAAGGUCCAGGUCUACCUAGAAUGGAGGUGGAUACUGAUGACCUCUCAUUGUUGAAGCUAGAAUUUAAUCGUGUUUGUAAAGAGGCAGCUGAUUACUUUUUUGGUUCUAUAGAAUGGAUCCAUAUGUUUGGACUAUCUAAACCAACAACUCUACCUGGAGGUAUAGUGUGGAAUCCUGCAGUGACAGGAUUAUCAAGAUUUCGUCCAAAACAAGGCUCACUAAAAUAUGUUGGGCAAGGUAGAAUAACAGCUUUUCGUAAUUAUUGUUUUGCAUUUAUUUGGAAUAUGUGGAUUACAUGUUAUGAUUCAAACUUAAGAAUUAGAGGUCAAUUAUACUAUAAUAAAAUAUUGGGUAUUAACGAAUAUAAAGCUCUCCUAGAACACUGGUGCACACACGUUGCAAAUGAAGCUUACAAUAUAAAUUACAAAUUAUCACAAGAACAGAAAAAGAACACGCAGAUAGUGGAUUUAGCUCCAAGGAUGAAUCCACAAACAUCAUUGCAAGUAAUUGAGAAAGAGUUAGAAGAAGGCAGAAAAUCUCUGCCAUCAUAUAAUUUUAUAGGAGGUGAUGCAUCUGUACAAUGGGGUUACAUUGCUUUACAAGUAGAAGUUGAUAGAAAGAGAGGCUAUAAGAGGAUCACAUGGCUUCCUCAGUAUGAAGAUGUCAAGGAAAUAUUUCCAGCUUCUGUUGAAAGAAUUGACUUUGUGAAAGUUUGCGAGGAUUUACUGAGUACAUUAGAUGAGAAAGGGAUGGUAGAAUGGGGGAUCGUUUCACCAGAACAUCGAAAGGUUGUUGCAAAGGAGUUCUGUUCUGAAGCAUUUUACAAUGGCUAUGAAACAACGAAAACAGGAGAUCUUGUAUCAAGACAUUUUACAGAAAAUCAACUGAAUCGUGGCUUGCUCAUAGAGUUUUUAAAGUUUAUGCUAAUAAACAAAAUGAACAUUAGAAAGUGGGUCCUCUUUUAUCUAAAUGAAAAUACGAACUUAAAGUAUGCACUUAGCUGGGCAAUAAAUGAAGACAACUGGGUAUUUUUAGAUGAAUAUUUCCAAUUAGCUCAGUUGCAUGAAGUAGAUAAUUUUGAUGAACUUUUUCUACAGAUUCGUGAAAGAGUUAGACAAAUGGGCGGAUUCAUCCAAAGUAAUGGUGAAGAGUAUUUUUCAGAAGAGCCUGCUGCACGAGAUAGACUAUGGAAAGCAAUAUUUAAUCAAAUGCAUAUAGAUUUACUCUCUGGACAUCCUCAAAGAGUUGUUAAUUUGCCUAUUAAGCCACCAAAAUUUUGGUUUGGGACAAAAAGUAUUGAUGAGUUUUUAAGUGAUUGUAAGCAAGUAAUUAGAAGAUUAGAAGAAGAAUCAUCUUUAAAUUUAAAUUCUAAGAUAUCUGCAAAUGAGAUAAUGUCAGCUGUGAAGAUAAUUAGUAUUCAAGAUAAGUCAUCAAAUGAAGUUCUUGAAUCAUUUUGUUCCGAUGUGAAAUUGUAUUUGAUGAGCUUUAAAAAAGGGUAUACAAUGUUCAAAGGUAGUGGUUUUAGCUACCCAGGUGCUAUUUUAGAAGUUGAAAGACAUCGUCAAUGGAGGAUAAUUGCAAGCUUGUAUGAGAAAUUUCUUCAUUUACAACUAAAAGAUACUGAUGGGAAAGUUGGGGCAAUAUCUCGUAUUAAAAAUAUUCCUGGAUUCGUACGUUAUACAAUCUUUCAAGGUAGUUAUGACACUGAAGAGUUUAUUAUGCAGUGUAUAUUAGCGUUAAUAACUAUUGCAACAGAUUCGAAUAUACCUAUAUAUAAUAGACUAGUAUUUCCAGAUAUUUUAAGUACAGAAAAAAAAGAGGAUAUAAUAAAAGAAUAUUGUCAAACAGCUUCAACAUAUGUAUUUGGCGAGGUUAUAGAUGAUAAGAUGGACGAAGAUUCAUUGGAUGGAAUAGCAACAUUAAGUGAUUUAGAUGCAGUUAGCAGAUUAAUAAAAUUAAGAAAUCCACUAGGAAUGGAUUAUAAAAAACGUUGGAUGAAGAUUAUAGAUUUAGUCAAGAAACGUGUAAAGGAGGAAGAGUUGCUAAAUAUGAACCGUGUAAUGAAAAUAGAUACAAAGUGGCUAGAAUCAUACCCCAAUGUGGCAGAUGAACACUUGAAAAAAGCAUUUGAUUCCAAAGAAAAUAACCAACGUACUAGCUUUGUAUUAGUGGCGUAUGAACUAUAUAGUGCAAUCAUGCUUGGGAAACAAGGACUUUACAGAGCAAAUCCCGAAAAAUUUAAAUUUUCUUCUGCUGGGGCAGUUUUGCAAUUUUGCCGUGAUGUGUGUUUUAAGUAUUUUACAGAUGAAGCAAAGGGUGAUAUUGAUUAUAAUAGUGAUCUAAAAUCCAGUAUCUCGGAAACUUUAAUUUACGAUGCACUUGCCACAAGAAUACGACUGGGUCCAGAUCCAAAAGGAGCUUUGUAUGAAUUAUACCCUGAAGAAGGUGAACUUAUCCCAGAACUAAAUGAGUAUAAUAUAGACCAAUAUAUAACUUCUAAAUGGGAGAUAGAACGCAAGAAUGAUUAUUUACAAAGUAAUGACUACAAUGUAAAAAUCCGGAGUGAUAUUUUAAAUGAUUUGAUGAUGGCUGAAGUAAAUUUACUCAAACCUAGUGGGACUAGUUUAGCUCAAAACAAACAGGACCAAAAAAAGUUUUGGACCCCAUUAAAGGAGUAUCCUUGGAAACAUAAAAAAGUGGUGACUUUUAAUAAAGAAACGAAAAAUAUGGAUGGUAAAAUAUUAGCUGGAGAUACAUUGAGACAAAUGAAGUCAAUCUUUGGAAGUGAUAUAAAUGAUCUAACAAAAAAUAUUAUAAUUCCCCAAAUACCACGUGCGAGUGGAGAUAAAAUGAGUAAAAAGAGAAAUACUCACGAUAGAGAUGAAUCGAUUGAUAAAAGUAGAAAAUUACCAUUAGCAAAAUUUAAAGAAGGCACAACUAUACAGAGAAUAUCCAUCAAACCAAUAAACCUUGAAAAAGAAAGUAUGGAUAAUAUAGCGGAUAAUAACGAUUUGAAUGAUUUAAUAGAUUCUGACGAAUCUUCUGAGAAGGAAAUUGAAAGAAAGGGUCAAAAACCGAGAGAGAGAAAAAGUCAGAAGUCAAAAUUUGAAAAAAAACUAAAGUCUAGUGAGACUUUGAGGCAAAUAGUUGUGAUUGAUGAUCAAGCAGAUCGUGAAUGGACAGUAAUAAGUAACCUGGUAGAGAUUGUAGGUAAGGCUAACGGAGGAGAUUUAGUAACAAAUUUACCUACUGAUCGUCCAUUGGAAUACUAUCCAGAUGCUAAAAAUACAGAAAUAGGUAUGAAGGAGCAGUGCCAUAAAACCAUUGGAAAUGCGAAAUUUAGGACUGAAUUUGGAGCUAGAAUAAACGGAAAGACGAAGGAAGAGAGACAACGUAAUUUGAUCAUUUAUUGUUCAAAAGCUGCAGAAUUACUCUAUGGAUCUAUUGGGAAUUUCGAAGUCCCAGAAAGUUUUAGAAAAUUGCCUGGCUUUUCUAAUUACAAUAAGCGUAUAGGUAAAUUUGAAGCAAAAAGAGGUCAAAAUAAUAAAUUAUUUGUCAAGGGGCCUCUAGGUGAUAUUGGGCUAUCUUCUGUGGAAAAGGAAGCCAAGAGACAAAGGGAAGUUUUCGGUUUAGUUAAAGGUCCUUAUGGGAAAGUUACUCAUCUAACUCCAUUAAAUGAAGAGCGAGCUAAAUUUGAACAGAAGGGUACUUUCCCAACAAUCUUCAAUAGAAAAGUUAAAGAAGUACCUACUUUAGUAGCAAUGGUAGAUAAAUAUAAGAUUUCCCCACUUAGAAAGUCAAACUAUAAAGAAGAAGUAAAGCUAAUUCCAGGUACAGAUAUAAUGGGAGAACCUGACUACUUCCAUAAGAUAAGGAGUCAUGGGGAGAAACCAAAAGAUAAGUACUUAGAAUCAAGACCUUAUAAAGGUGUAGGAUCAGGUGCUCCUAAACUUGGGAAAUUACAUCGAGUUGAUAAACGAACAAAAACUCCACUGAUUAAGUUUACUCCGCCAAGAGUGGAUACUAGUGAAGCAAACAAGGUUCACUUGCAAAUAGAAAAAGCUCUAAAUUACAAACAUUAG
This is a messenger RNA of Cryptosporidium muris RN66, 6699 nucleotides long. RefSeq lists its product as uncharacterized. NCBI's taxonomy places the organism in Eukaryota, Apicomplexa, Conoidasida, Eucoccidiorida, Cryptosporidiidae. The transcript has a single exon. The record is from RefSeq and is a predicted model, not a curated record. The coding region runs from base 1 to 6699 and encodes 2232 amino acids.